Messenger RNA from Trypanosoma rangeli, 3216 nucleotides. RefSeq lists its product as uncharacterized. The record is from RefSeq and is a predicted model, not a curated record. The transcript has a single exon. The coding region runs from base 1 to 3216 and encodes 1071 amino acids. NCBI's taxonomy places the organism in Eukaryota, Euglenozoa, Kinetoplastea, Trypanosomatida, Trypanosomatidae.
AUGCGUUUGCCGUUGCCCCAGUCGAAUGCAUCCGACACUUUCACCGGUGACGCCGCACGAAACAACGCGCAGUCAGAGGCCGGGAAGGAGGUCACUGAUUUCGCAGCUCAACUGCAUGGCCCUCCGCAGACGAAGAGGCUGCUCAACGCUCUAGCAGGUGUUCUUCUUGGAGUUACGCGUAGAAGAGCAGCGGAGGACUCUACUCGAAAAGAUGUUUAUGCUUUGCCUGAUGGGAACAGGAAGGAAGGAGUUGCUUCCUCCAACUCUAGCGCGACGCCCUUUCCUGAGCCGGACCGCAUUGCCCAAGAAGCCUACCUUAAUGAUUUGUGUUUGUAUUUAACUUCCGGAACGCGUACUACAGAGACCGAUCAAACUGCUGGAACGUCCCCGCCGAUUCCGUUGCCCCUUCCUAAAAGUGGACGCCCUCAGCAUGCUCGGGAACUCUUCAUGCGUCUUGCUAAGAGUCAUUACUGGCGUCGCACGCUGCUCAUCCCAUUACUGCGUCGUUGGUGGCAGGAGGGGCCUCACUCUGUCUUUAGUCUGAUCCUUCUUCAAAGUGUCACCGAUGCAAUUAGGGAGGAGCUGCUCUCCACCACCUCGGGUAAUACGGAGAAGGCUCUGGUGAAUAUGCAACUAGUAACGUGUAAAAGUGAUGGAGUAGCAAGUAAUGAGCGGCUACUUCGUUCAGAAGCUAUGCAAGGUCUGGAGGAGUUGCUAAAGGCGACCGGGUCUUUUCGAGGAUUGUGUCUGGGGGUUGAGGCCAUCACUCGGAGUCACAUAAAUAAUUUACAAGCGCGUGUAACAAUAAUUCUUAUGGGAAGUGUCUGCGACGCUGGGAAGGACACACCAACAGGGCGUGCGCAGGCUGAAAUAGAGCGUCUUGUUAACGCUUCCACGCAAUAUGUAUGGAGGGACGUGUUUGCUUUUUUGUCUAGGACCAUGAGUGAUGUGGGGGUGGCGUUUCGUGAAUCUGUUUGGAUGUUUUUAAUGACUCUGCUUUCAGGUUACACAGGCGCUCUUCUUCUGCUUGAAAACGAUUCGUGUGUUGCUCAACACAACCCUGUCGUGGUGCAGGCUCAACGUAUGUUUAUUGAGCGAAUGCAAGAGCACUUGCGAGGGUAUCUUACGGUUCGUCUCACAUCAGACAACGUGACCACCGAUAGCUCACUUGCGACUGUGCAUAAUGUUGUGUGUCGACAAUCCUUCUUUUGGAGGGCGUCACUGGAAGUUGAAGUGGCCAUGGAGUCGUUGCCGUUUGCUUUUAGAUCCAAUUCACUCGUGUUGUCGUGGGCGCGUAGGUUGGUUUCCACCGCGUGGGGCAAUGCAUUUCGUCUCGUACAGUCUCUUGUGCGUGCGCAGGAGGCCACCGAGGAUGUUCCGGACACCGUUGAGAGCACCGAUUCAAUGCUUUUUGCGAUUCGACGGCGGUACCGUCAGCUGUUGGAGGAGCAUUUAGAACUACUUGCGUCGGAGGAUUUGAGAUGUUUUGCCGGCACCAAGCGUCUGCGCUGGGAAGACGCGGAUGCUGGUGGCGAACCGGGAGGUGGAUCAGUGACCGCACCAACGGUGAGGACGUCGUCGUUGUGUUGGUCAUCGUACGUCACUGAAUAUUUUUUGCGAACGUAUCAUCCGAGUUGUUUCACGGUUCUUUCCCUUAUUGAACAGGACACCCUUGUUGCUUUGCUGCGUCAAUUACACACUGUGAUAGUCAAUGGGGAAAGUGAUGCGUUACGGGUUUCUGUGGCAGCUCUCAUCACCUCGAUUGACAGCAACGAGGUAGAGGCCCAGAAGACAAUAUUGCAGUGGCACUUAAGGCAUGUUCAUGAUAAAAUUGUACGGGCAUUUGGAGAAGAUGCCUUAUUACUCAUGUGUUUGUUGCGUGCCUUAUUUGUCUUUUAUGAACGCAUUGGCAAGACGAAUCUUAAUGUCUGCAGUGUACUACGCGAAACACUGCUACCUAUUCUGGCAAUGUUAUGCUCCGAACACCACAGCAGUUCUGAUUAUCAUGAUGAUGAGGAGCCGUAUUACGAGAGUCAGCAGUGUAUUAUGACACUUCUUGCGUCCGGUUUUCUUGCGCUACCAUGGGACCUGCGUGGGAUUCGCGUACGACUGAUGUUGCACAACUGUAUUGGGGCAAGGUUGCAGGACGCUUUUUCGGCCGAAGAGGCCCUCGCGGAGGUGGAUCAUCUGUUUGAACUCUACGUGGAUGGUCGUCACACACCAGAGGAUUCAGCGGCGGCGCUGUGUGACGAUCUCUCGCAGGAUCCGGUGCUGCAGCUGCUGGCGUCUGGAGGAGAAGCAACAACGGCGAUUACAAUGGAUGUAAUGGAUGAUUUAUUCCAUCCAGAGACGCCUGUCCAUUUUCCUGCGCCUUGCGGCACUUUGUUGCUGAUGUCCAUUUUUCGCACCUUGUCACUAAACUUUUUGAGACUUCGUGCAGAGUGGGAGCAGCAGAAUGAGCAUGCGAGGGAGGGUGCUAUGGACUACUUGGGACGCGAGGCUACAUUCUGCACACUGAGAGAUAUUGGAGUGUUUCGAGUUCUUAUUCAGCUGGCGCAUCGCAUGGUGUUGGGCUUUCAACUGCAGCCGGUGGGUUUAUUGCGAUUAUGGCUCUCAUACAUGAGUCAUCUUUUUACGCAUAUCGUACCUCCUUUGACUGAAGACGAUGAAAUCUCGCUGAUGAUGCCGCACGCUGGCGAUAGACUCUCAUCUCGCGCGGAAGACGGGUCUUCGCGGCGAGCCUAUAAGCGCUCGCCAAAUGAAACUUCACAAGGAGAGCUACGCGCGCUUUUGGGUGAACUGCUUGCCGACCUCGCGUUGAUGUCACUUGUAGAUAGUGAGGCGGUUAUGCAGUGCCCUUCUGCGGCGCCACAUCGCCCUGGUGGUCCAAAGUGGCUACAGAAGCAAGCCCAGAGGUCGCAGGAUGUCCUCAUACUGCAGCGUGUGUUGCCCGUUCUUGUGCUGGAGGAGUUGUGUUACGCACUAAGAGUCCCCAUUGAGGAUCUGGGCACGGAAGGCGCGGAUCCGGCGUUUGCACGUCACGUAGGAAAGAUGGUGGAACAAUCUUUCUUGGGUGUACUUGGCGUGUUUGCAUUCUGCCAACGCAUGGAGCUUUUCGUGGUGCCGGGGAGUCUUGCCGACAGACGCGCCGCGGCGUUGCUGCAAACUCUAUGGUCGGCGGUGGAGAUGGGCUCCAUGGUGAUGGCGUCUAUGUGA